CAUUAAGCAGUUUAAAACAGUUCCUACCCGACAUUUUGGACGGUUGCUGAGUAACAGAUGAUGGUGUUAUAGCUACUGAGAGACGAAAUCCACUACGGGGUGUACAUACUUCGAGACUACGAGUUGUGCGAGUUAUUGCUGCAUCUGCUACGGCUGCACUGCUGGUUUUAUUUAUCUCGGCGAAAUUAGAUGGAGUUGUUUAUACGGUUUAAUGCUAAGUUAUGUAUUGCUAGUUAAUUUAAUAGUUAUAGUUAUAAUUAAGCAUAUUGAAUUAUUUACACUAUUAUUUUAAAAUGUUUUACAAGUUUAUUUUGAUUAUUUAGUAUAUUUUUAAUUUUUGUCGGCUGUUACUGUGAUUAUUGAUAUAUUUUUUUUGUUUGUUCAAAAUAUUUUAUUAUGUUUUGAUAUUUACUUAAUUAGUUAACAUGAGCAGCCCCACCAAAGCAACAUGCCCUUACUGUCCGGGAUCACCUAAGUUGUACGUGGUGCCUCGGGGACUUCAUGUUCACAUUACUAAAAUGCACCGGGAUGUGGCCAAUCCUGAUCCGGGAGCUAGUCCGAGCACUCCUAAUUCAAACCUUGCUUUGCCACAGCCCGUUCCGACAAUAACGGUUACGCCGACGGCUCCGGGACAUAGCUUGGAGGUUUUGCCGUCCUUGAAAUCGAGCGUACGCGUUUUGAGACAUAUCCCAAAGGGAGCGCGAAGUCUCGCUGCCGGUAAACUAUGUGACGUGAUAAACGAGGCGCUGCGUACAAAUGAGACCGAAGAUUGGUUAGCGUUACUUUCUUUUUCUUUUUCGGCUCUAAGGGUUCCGGAGAGUAGGUCUAACAAAUCCCUUACAAGUCUUGUCAAGGAAAAUAUUGAAAAUUCAGAGCUAUUCCUGCCCGAUGGCUGUGUAGGUCAUAAGUCGAGCUCUAAAUAUCGCGCAAUAGAGGCUAAAGUCUAUGACGGCGAUUUAAGAGGUGCGGUUCGUUUGCUUAUGUCGGAAUCAUCAUUGGCGCCUAUAAAUGAAGACACGUUAGGAGCAAUGCGUGAAAAGCAUCCGUCCCCUUCUAAACCACCGUCUUUCCCACCAGAGCCGGACCGACAUAGUGUUCAUUUGUCGGUAGCAUCAGCUGAGGUGGCUAAGGCGUUGGGCUCAUUCCAUAACGGGUCCGCUUCGGGGUUAGAUGGUCUGAGCCCGCAGCAUCUUAAGGAACUGACGUCCUCAUCCGCAGGCAGUAACGGGCCACGUUUGUUGGAAUCAUUAACCUGCUUGUGCAAUUUCCUUCUAAAAGGGAUGCUUAAUUUACAGGUGACGCCUUAUUUGUACGGAGCAUCGUUGUGUGCCCUUUCCAAAAAAGAUGGGGGUAUAAGGCCGAUCGCUGUGGGCAGUGUGAUUCGGCGUCUUACAGCAAAGCUGGGAUGUCAAGCAGUGAGAGACGUUAUGUCACAAUACUUACAGCCGCACCAGAUCGGGUUUGGUACGACAAGGGGUUGCGAGGCGGCUAUACAUGCUACCAGGACUUUUGUUUUGGAACGCGAUAACACGGACAGUGUCCUUGUCAAGGUAGAUUUGAGAAACGCCUUUAAUUGCCUUAACAGGGACGUUAUGUUGCAGCAGGUCUUGGAGCGUGUGCCGUCUCUCUACCCCUUUUUGUAUCAAUGUUAUUCCGCCUCGUCUAACCUUUACCUAAAGGACGAAUUGAUUAGUUCUCAGGUUGGAGCACAACAAGGUGAUCCUCUAGGUCCCCUGAUUUUCUGCCUGGCUAUACAGCAGACCAUUGUUAAGCUCAAGUCUCCGCUUAACGCGUGGUAUCUUGACGAUGGUACUAUCGGGGGUAAGCCGGGUGAAGUCAUGGAGGACUUACAGCUAUUGAUACCAGCCUUGAAAAAUGUGGGUUUAGAGGUGAACCCAACAAAGUGCGAGCUUUUCACGUGCGGGCCAGUGUCGAAAUUUCAUUUGGAUAAUUUGGAGUCUCUAUUGCCUGGGAUUAAAAUGGUUGACAAGACGGGGUUAUCAUUAUUGGGGGCGCCUAUUUUUCUUGAGGGGGUCAGCGCGGCUUUACGGAUGAAGAAGGAUGCUCUCGUUAAUGUUAGGGACCAUUUGCUCAAUUUGUCAUCCCAUGUCGCUUUGACGCUGUUACGGAACUGUUUUGCCACGCCUCGGAUGACUUACAUCCUCAGAACAUCCCCAACGUGGAAAUUUGUUAACGAGGCUAAGGAAAUCGAUCGUGAGCUCAGGGUGACUUUGGAGAUGGUGUUGAACGUGGAACUGAGCAACACCCAGUGGGUUCAGGCUGCUCUUCCCAUAAGAUAUGGGGGUCUAGGGAUACGCGCGGUUGAGGGGUUGGGACUAGUUGCAUUUCUUGCAUCAGCUCACGGGGCUGCGGAUCUUGUCGCUCGCAUUUACCCUGAAUAUGGCGGCAAUUUUCCAGUCUCGUACGUUUCUGAUGCACUUGCACAGUGGUCGGACACAAUCCCCUGCGGUAAGCGGCCUGACAACCCUGUUAUCCAAAAACAGUGGGAUGACAUAUUGAGCAAGCGGGUAUAUGAUUCGCUGGUGGGUGGUGCAUCGGGCGUUGAUCUGGCGCGCCUUAAAGCCCUCGAACGGGCUGAAUCUGGGGCGUGGUUACAUGCCUUGCCUUCGCCUCAGCUUGGUACGCUGUUAGAUAAUGAUUCGUUACGAAUUUCAGCGGCUCUUAGGCUGGGGGCAAGGGUGUGUGCGGCUCACCGUUGCCGCUGUGGAGUGAUGGUUGAGGAAGAUGGGCACCACGGCCUUAGUUGCCAAAGGUGUGCUGGGCGGUUCCCGAGGCAUCACUCAAUUAACGAGAUCGUGCGUCGCGCGUUGGUCUCUGCCAAUGUGCCUUGCGUCUUGGAGCCACCGGGGUUGAGUCGCACAGACGGCAAACGGCCAGACGGACUGACCUUGGUUCCGUGGCGAAGGGGGCGCUGUCUCGUGUGGGAUGCAACUUGUGUCAGCACUUACGCUGCAUCCCAUUUGAGGCAGACUACAAGUUGUGCUGGCUCAGCGGCGGAGUCCGCGGCAAAGUCUAAGCACACAAAGUACUCCGCGUUGGAAACCGCUUAUGACUUUGUGCCGGUGGCAAUUGAGACAGCGGGGCCUUGGGGUUCAGAGGCUCACUCCUUUUUCAGGGAAUUAGGGCGUCGUUUGCGGGAGAGGGCUGCGAUCCUCGUUCUGGGUCGUAUCUGGUCCAACAGGUCUCCAUUGCAGUUCAGCGGGGAAAUGCGGCGGGUAUAA
Messenger RNA from Leguminivora glycinivorella, 3242 nucleotides. RefSeq lists its product as uncharacterized. The record is from RefSeq and is a predicted model, not a curated record. NCBI's taxonomy places the organism in Eukaryota, Metazoa, Arthropoda, Insecta, Lepidoptera, Tortricidae. Bases 426 to 3242 code for a protein of 938 amino acids. The transcript is spliced from 2 exons.